AUGGCCCAAAACGGAGUAACCAAUGGGUCAAAUGACUCUCAUAUCCCGUCGCAGCGCUAUCUGAGCACUCGUGGCGAGGACACUGAUUGUUCGUUUGAAGAAGUCGUUUUGCGCGGCUUAGCUACCGAUGGCGGACUCUAUAUUCCCGAGCACAUUCCACAGGCUACUGCCUGGAAAAGCUGGCAGGACUUGAGUUUCUCUUCCUUGGCCUACGAAAUCAUGUCUCUUUACAUUUCGCCAUCUGAGAUUCCCUCGGCAGACCUCAAGAACAUUGUCAAUCGAAGUUACUCGACUUUUCGCAGCAAGGAUGUUACACCGCUCGUCCAACUCGACGGCAACCACCAUCUCCUCGAACUAUUUCACGGUCCAACCUUUGCCUUCAAAGAUGUCGCGCUUCAGUUUGUUGGCAACUUGUUCGAAUACUUCUUGGUGAGAAAAAACGAGGGCAAGACUGGAAGAGACCGUCACCACCUCACUGUCGUUGGCGCCACCAGUGGUGACACCGGAUCCGCUGCCAUUUAUGGCCUGCGCGGCAAAAAAGAUGUUUCAGUAUUCAUCAUGUUCCCCAAGGGCCGUGUCAGCCCCAUCCAGGAGCUGCAGAUGACCACCGUCUUGGACAAGAACGUGCACAACCUGUCCAUUGAGGGAACCUUUGACGACUGCCAGGACAUUUUGAAAUCCAUGCUCGCCGACCCCGAAGCCAACAAGCCCAUCAACGUUGGCGCCGUCAACUCGAUCAACUGGGCUCGUAUCCUGGCCCAGAUCACGUACUACUUCCACUCAUAUUUCUCACUGGUCAAGCAAUCUUCUACUUUCAAGCUCGGCGACAAGGUUCGAUUCGUCGUGCCUACUGGCAACUUUGGAGAUAUCCUUGCUGGCUACUUUGCCAUGCGCAUGGGACUGCCUGUGGAUAAGCUAGUCAUUGCGACCAACGAAAACGACAUCUUGGACCGCUUCUGGAAAACUGGCAAGUACGAGAAGCAGCCCGCGCCGGAAGAUGGACAGGACAUCACACCCGAAGGUGUCAAGGAGACGCUCAGUCCUGCCAUGGAUAUCCUGGUGUCUAGCAAUUUCGAACGUCUAUUGUGGUUCCUAGCCUACGAGUUCGCCGCAAGCGCAGGCAUGGACGACCAGUGGAACAAGAAGCAGGCCGGUCAAGAAGUUUCCAAGUGGCUCAAGGAACUGAAAACUACUGGAUCAUUUGGCCCUGUGUACCAAGAUGUUCUGAAAUGCGCAAAGCGAGACUUUGACAGCGAGCGUGUGGAUGACAGCCAAACCCUGGAGACCAUCCAAGCUCUGUACAAGAAGGUCGGAUAUGUUUUGGACCCCCAUACCGCCGUUGGUGUUGCCGCCACUAUCAGGUCCGCCGCCAACGCCAGUCCCGACAUCCACCACAUCUCCUUGUCGACCGCCCACCCAGCCAAGUUCUCUGGAGCCGUGGAGAAGGCCCUUACCGGACAAGAGGGCUUCGACUUUGAAAACAAGGUUCUGCCCAAGGAAUUCAUUGGCCUUGACAAGAAGGAGAAGCGAGUCACAGAGGUAGAGGGAACUGUAAGCAAGGUCAGAGAGUUGGUCAAGGCCCAAGUAGAGCAGGAACUUUCGCAGGCUUAA
This is a messenger RNA of Pochonia chlamydosporia 170, 1611 nucleotides long. Its product is annotated as threonine synthase. The transcript has 4 exons. Gene Ontology annotation, molecular function: threonine synthase activity; pyridoxal phosphate binding. NCBI's taxonomy places the organism in Eukaryota, Fungi, Ascomycota, Sordariomycetes, Hypocreales, Clavicipitaceae. The record is from RefSeq and is a predicted model, not a curated record. The coding region runs from base 1 to 1611 and encodes 536 amino acids. Gene Ontology annotation, biological process: L-threonine biosynthetic process.